AUGCAGAAAAGCAGGGGGCAGAGUAGAAGACAUGGAAGAAGGAGCCACCGACACAACCCUUGGUUCAGACAGCAUGGUUCUAAUGAGAGGAAUAAUACAAGGGUACAGCAAAGCCCACAGGGUUCCAGCCACAGCGAUGAUGAGGCCCCGUCGACCUCCUCCAGCACAGCUGGCAGUUCUUCUGUGCUAGAUCUACCAGGUUAUUACUUUGACCCUGAAAAGAAACGCUACUUCCGCUUGCUCCCUGGACAUAACAACUGCAACCCCCUCACGAAGGAGAGCAUCCGGCAGAAGGAAAUGGAGAGCAAAAGGCUGCAGCUGCUAGAGGAAGAGGACAAGCAGGGAAAGGUAGCCAGGUUGGGAUUUAAUGCAUCUUCCUUACUACAAAAAAGCAAGCUGGGUUUUCUCAACGUCACCAGUUACUGCCGUUUAGCCAAUGAGCUGCGAGUGAGCUGCAUGCAGAGGAAGAAGGUCCAAAUUCAGAGCUCGGAUCCCUCCGCUUUGGCAAGUGACCGAUUUAACCUGAUACUGGCGGAUACCAACAGUGACCGGCUCUUCACCGUGAACGAUGUCAAAGUCGGGGGCUCCAAGUACGGCAUCAUCAACCUGCGUGGCCUGAAGACCCCCACGCUCAGGGUGCACAUGCAUGAAAACCUCUAUUUCACCAACCGGAAGGUGAACGCUGUGAGCUGGGCCUCGCUGAAUCACCUGGAUUCCCACAUUCUGCUGUGCCUCAUGGGAAUUGCAGAGACUCCAGGCUGUGCCACCCUGCUCCCAGCGUCAUUGUUUGUCAGUAGUCAUCCAGCAGGAGACCGGCCUGGCAUGCUCUGCAGUUUCCGGAUCCCCGGGGCCUGGUCCUGUGCAUGGUCCCUGAACAUCCAGGCAAAUAACUGCUUUAGUACAGGCUUGUCUCGGCGAGUCCUGGUGACCAGCGUGGUGACGGGACACCGGCAGUCAUUUGGGACCAGCAGUGACGUCUUGGCCCAGCAGUUUGCUAUUAUGGCUCCUUUGCUGUUUAAUGGCUGUCGUUCCGGCGAAAUCUUUGCCAUUGAUCUCCGUUGUCGAAACGAGGGCAAGGGCUGGAAAGCCACCCGCCUGUUACAUGACUCAGCAGUUACCUCUGUGCAAAUCCUGCAAGAGGAGCAAUGCCUGAUGGCAUCCGACAUGGCCGGAACGAUCAAGCUGUGGGACCUGAGGACCACUAAGUGUAUUAGGCAGUACGAAGGGCACGUGAACGAGUAUGCCCACCUGCCCCUGCACGUGCAUGAGGAAGAAGGAAUCGUGGUGGCAGUGGGCCAGGACUGCUACACGAGAAUCUGGAGCCUCCAUGAUGCCCAGCUGCUCAGAACCAUACCCUCCCCACACCCCACUUCCAAGGCCGACAUUCCCAGUGUGGCCUUCUCUUCUCGGCUCGGGGGCUUCCGGGGAGCGCCAGGGCUGCUCAUGGCCAUCCGGCAGGACCUUUACUGCUUCUCCUACAGCUAA
Molecule: messenger RNA, 1485 nt
Organism: Lipotes vexillifer (Yangtze River dolphin)
Lineage: Eukaryota; Metazoa; Chordata; Mammalia; Artiodactyla; Lipotidae
Gene: DCAF4
Product: DDB1 and CUL4 associated factor 4
Exons: 13
Coding region: 1-1485 (494 amino acids)
Cellular component (GO): Cul4-RING E3 ubiquitin ligase complex
Molecular function (GO): protein binding
Source: RefSeq, a predicted model, not a curated record